Messenger RNA from Ylistrum balloti, 1453 nucleotides. RefSeq names its product trafficking protein particle complex subunit 6B-like. The transcript has 6 exons. The record is from RefSeq and is a predicted model, not a curated record. Gene Ontology annotation, biological process: endoplasmic reticulum to Golgi vesicle-mediated transport; regulation of GTPase activity. NCBI's taxonomy places the organism in Eukaryota, Metazoa, Mollusca, Bivalvia, Pectinida, Pectinidae. Bases 1 to 471 code for a protein of 156 amino acids. Gene Ontology annotation, cellular component: trans-Golgi network; cis-Golgi network; TRAPP complex.
AUGGCAGACGAAGUUGUGUUUGAGUACCUGCACAUGGAAAUGAUAAACUAUUUAUACAGAACUGCGGAAAAAAUAGAACAAGAUCAGUGCAUUUCCAAAUUGGAAUCAUUGGGUUUUCGUGUUGGUCAAAGUCUAAGUGAAAGAUUCACAAAAGACUGUUCAAGAUUCAAAGAUGAGCUUGAUACAAUGAAAUUUAUUUGUAAAGACUUUUGGAAUUCAGUUUACAAGAAGCAAGUGGACAACCUGAGGACAAAUCACCAGGGUGUGUAUGUUCUUCAAGACAACAAAUUUAGGUUCCUUACACAGAUAUCUAGUGGGAAACAGUAUAUGGAUGCUGCACCAAAGUACUUGGCCUUUCCAUGUGGGAUGAUAAGAGGAGCAUUGUCCAACCUUGGAAUUAAUUGUGUGGUGACAGCAGAAGUCAGUGCAAUGCCAGCAUGUAAAUUUCAGAUACAGAUACAAAGAAUUUGAGACUAAACAAAUACAGUAGGACCUUAAAAUUCUGUUCCUUUACACUAUUCUCAUUGUGAAGUGGAAAAGUACAAUUCUAGUUAGAUUGAUACCUGGUAUACUGUGUAUAUUGCUCGGUUACAUUUUGUAAAUUAUUCCAUUACUGAUAAUUUUGCCCUACUAACAUGAAAUAGUGUUUUCAAUUUACUACUUUUUUCAGUGUUGAAGGGAUCAAGUAAUUUUGUAAUAGAGAAUGAGUGAUGACACUGAUUUAUGAUUGAUAAAGUAUGGCCUGAAGAAUAAAAAUCAAUAUAUUGUGGAGCAUUUCCAACUGCAAAUAAAUUUUCAUUCUGCCUGUAUGGAAAUACAGAUAAAUGUAUGUAAGGUCUAUAUUAGACAAAUCAAAGUAAUUAAAUUUCCUAGUUCUGGAAUAGUCAGACAGUUUACAUACAAAAGUAUUGUGAUUUAUAAUUCAUUUCAUGAGACAUUAUGAUCUAGCCAGAUUAAAUGCAAUGCUAUAUGUAUUAUGAAAAAUCACACAAGAGAGAAUUGCGAUUACAAUCCUCACAGCUCACACUUUAUUAGAGGUUCUGGUAGGCUAUAAUACAUAUUCAUCCAUAUUGAAAAACUGAAUCCUGAAAUUUUCACAACAGGGAGCAUAACUUUUUAUUGUACACCCAAACAAAAGUAAGGGGAUGUAACAUAUAUAUCAAGUUUCCUGUCAGAUAUUGCAGCUAAAUGGAAAUUGUUGUCAUAAAUAUAUAUCAGGGAAGAUCAAGGUGAGUAGGUCAUAAAAAGAGAUUAUCAAAAUGUUGUGCUAAGUGUUGAAUCAUUACAUAUUCAUAUGAUUUCAAUAAUUAAUAUGUGUGUGUUGUAGACACAGAUUUAUGUUUGAAAGCUUGAAAUAGUUAUGAUAGUGGUGAGAAAGGGAGAUGUAGCUUUAUAAAUAAGAUGUAUGAAGUGGUAAAUAAAAGGAAUAUGUGCAAUAAAUGUUUUUGUAGCA